AUGAAUUUAGAUCGAACCUCGGAAUCGAAAAGAGAAAACGCUAGAUUGAUUAGAACAACUCCUCGGAUCUGCGCUGUUGAGCUGGAGAACGAUGUCUCGGAGUUGAACAACUCCUCGAACGGCGUGCGUCCUGCGAUGGCUACGAGGAGGGCUCGGCUCUCGCGAGAGAUGAAUCUCAGAGAUCUUGAGAAAGAGAGCUUUCUGAUGAUAGAAGAAUGGAAAUCGCCAUCUGAAGAAAAAUACGUGAAAGACGGAGAAAGGGGCUCUUCUUACGGGAGAAUUAAGGGAAAAUUAUAUGCUUAA
This is a messenger RNA of Striga asiatica, 303 nucleotides long. The record is from the annotation of a GenBank genome assembly. Lineage: Eukaryota; Viridiplantae; Streptophyta; Magnoliopsida; Lamiales; Orobanchaceae.